Molecule: messenger RNA, 2039 nt
Organism: Verruconis gallopava
Lineage: Eukaryota; Fungi; Ascomycota; Dothideomycetes; Venturiales; Sympoventuriaceae
Exons: 5
Coding region: 37-1926 (629 amino acids)
Biological process (GO): regulation of DNA-templated transcription; DNA-templated transcription
Cellular component (GO): nucleus
Molecular function (GO): DNA binding; DNA-binding transcription factor activity, RNA polymerase II-specific; zinc ion binding
Source: RefSeq, a predicted model, not a curated record
CUCACUUCUAACGCAUACACUGGUGUGGCACACAAUAUGAAUGGACUGGAGAUACCACACGCCUUGUACAUGACACUAGCUGAUCUCUCCGGCGGAGACAGUGACGAGCAGAAGAAUGAGCCCCACAGAAAACAUGCCGAAAAUCCUCCAAGCUUGUCGCGGAACGAGGGCAAAGCCCCACUCACUCGCGUGUGUGAACGGUGCAUAAAGAAGAAGGUCAAAUGCAGCCAAGGAAGACCUGCUUGCUCUCGCUGUCAAGAAGCAGGCUUGCCAUGCAUAUAUUCAGCGACAAGGAGGAAGCCUGGUCCUUCUAAAGGCUCAAAGCGUGUCCAAAAAGCAACUAGAGCGUUGCCACAGGAUAGUGGUUCAACACCAGAGAUUUUGAUGGCUGACUGGGCAACCGAGCAAUUUUCAAGCAGCUUAGACUACUUGCAUGAAGAUUUCUUGCAGCUCCCGAACUCAGCAUUUUACCCCGAUGAUGCUGUCGACUCUGAGCGAACCCUGCUAGUGACGCCGACACCGACAGAAGAGGAGAAGGAACUUAUCAACCUCUUCUUUACUUAUGUUCAUCCGUCCGUUCGAAUAUUUGACCAGCAAACAUUCCAGUUCAUGUAUGACCUUGGCACUGUGGAUAACAAUCUUCUUCUCGCAAUUCUUAGCAUAUCUACUGCUCUGCUUAAACGAGGCGAUCAGACUGCCAUUGCUGCAGCUGAAAAUACACUGACCAUGCUUGCAAGUCUAAACUUGUUAGAGAACUCCCGGAAUAUGGCUUCGCUGCACCAGUUCCAGCUGGCUUGUUUACUUGCCUAUUAUAUCUUCCAUCAAUAUCCAGGGCAAGAUUCAUGGCUUAGAAUAGGGAAAUUGUCUCGUAUAGCAUAUCAGUUUGGACUAAAUCAGAUCGACAAUCCUCACCAAGUGCCUUCGGUAAUCUCUGCCUGCGCGAAUUCUGAUGAGAUUGAGGCAUGGCGACGGAUAUGGUGGUUCAUAUUCUGUCUGGACUCGUAUUCGAACAUCCCAGCGGCAACACCUCUCAUUCUAGAGCGCGAGAGCAUCAGAACUGCACUUCCACGACCGAUGGGAGUCCACAUAGAAAAUGAAAUGGAGCCAGCAAUAUACCUGGACGAUCCAGAGUUCCUUUGGAAUACUGUCAAAGCUAUCACGAGUAGCAACACCAUGGUAAACGAGAAUCUUCAUAUAGUCACAACUGCUAUUCUAAACGAGGCAGCACAUCUGCAGCGUCUGGUAUUCCAAAAUCCAUCCGAUAAGCUUAGAAAUCGCCUGGUAUCAUUGGACGCACAUCUAUCUGCGAUAAGGCUUGCUCUCCCACCACGAUUCUUGGACCCUUUUCGAAACGUUUUGGGCAACGAAUCAAGCUCCGCGUACCAUGCGAGACUGAUAUGUGUGCUACACCUUCAUGCUGCUCGCAUCCUCUUGUUCCUCCCCCUUAAUGUGUUUGAUGCAGAAGAACGUAAUGACCGUUGGCAACGGACCCUGGAGUAUUGCGAAGAUGUAGUUUCCGUGGUUAAGCAAUGGGACAGUCUCCAUUCGCUAAGUGUGGACCCGGCGGUCUGUUUUAUUGGAUUUGCAGCAAUGAGCAUAUUGCACCUUCACUCAAAAUGCAUGAAUGGGACGAACUCUGAGAUGCUGGCUAAGUUAAAGGCUGAUCAAGGUGUCAUCAUGCUCUUCAUUGAGCAGUUUGCUUCUUUCUGGGAGCUUCCAAAGUAUCUAAAAUGUAAGUUUGUCGCAAACUCCAGCUCGAUACCAAGUGAUGCUAAACUUAGCCCAGCGGUGUUUCUUCAGGCAUCUGAGAACAUUCCGCAACAAUUGAACAUAACCGAGGUAGAGUCAAUGAUGAGCCACUUAAACUUGCCCUUGCACCAAAAGUGGACUUCAAAAUUGCUGAGCAAUCGAGUAUGUGCGUUUUGAGCUUUGAUAGUCUUCAAUGGACUGGGGAUAUUAGUAUAUGUCGUCUGACUAACUGGACAUAACAUGCAAGGUGCUGUGUAACAUUGUAAUAAAAAGCUGAAGCAAUAAACGAU